Messenger RNA from Hirsutella rhossiliensis, 1113 nucleotides. RefSeq names its product cell differentiation family, rcd1-like domain-containing protein. Gene Ontology annotation, cellular component: P-body; CCR4-NOT core complex; CCR4-NOT complex. The record is from RefSeq and is a predicted model, not a curated record. NCBI's taxonomy places the organism in Eukaryota, Fungi, Ascomycota, Sordariomycetes, Hypocreales, Ophiocordycipitaceae. The transcript is spliced from 4 exons. The coding region runs from base 1 to 1113 and encodes 370 amino acids. Gene Ontology annotation, biological process: mRNA catabolic process; negative regulation of translation.
AUGAUUCCCUCGGCGCACGUCUAUGGACACCAUCCCUUCCAGGGCGGCGACUCGCCAUGGCUGCACCAGCAACAGCAGCCGUCGCAUCACCAGCCGGGCGGCCACCAGGGCGCCGUCUCCGUCGCCCAGCAGCACCAGCAACAGCAACAGCAACAGCAACAGCACCAGCAGCACCAGCACUUCAGCCGCAUGUCGGGCAACCACUCGGGCGCUGGAAGCAUGGCCGCCGUUCACGCCCAGGACGGCGGCCAUGAGAACAUCUCGGAGGAGAACCGACGCACCAUGGCCUACAUUUCCGACUUGCUCAAUGAAAACACUAGGGAGGCCGCGCUGCUCGAGCUUAGCAAGAAGCGAGAGCAGGUCCCCGAGCUGGCGCUCAUCCUUUGGCAUUCUUUCGGCGUCAUGACCUCGCUCCUGCAAGAAAUCAUUUCCGUCUACACUCUCCUCAACCCCUCCCAGCUUACCGCGGCUGCGUCCAACCGAGUCUGCAACGCCCUGGCGCUGUUGCAGUGCGUAGCAUCGCACAAUGAUACUCGCGCCCUGUUCCUCAACGCCCAUGUCCCCCUCUUUCUGUACCCGUUCCUCAACACAACGUCCAAAUCGCGGCCCUUUGAAUACCUGCGCCUCACUAGCCUCGGCGUCAUCGGCGCCCUAGUCAAGAACGACUCGUCCGAUGUCAUCAACUUCCUCCUGACCACCGAGAUCAUCCCGCUCUGCCUCCGAAUCAUGGAGACGGGUUCGGAGCUCAGCAAGACUGUAGCCAUCUUCAUUGUGCAGAAGAUAUUGCUCGACGAUAACGGCCUCAACUACAUCUGCGCCACUUACGAGCGUUUCUACGCCGUCGGUACCGUCCUGAGUAAUAUGGUUGCUCAGCUGGUCGAGUCGCAGACGGCCCGCCUACUCAAGCACGUUGUGCGAUGCUUCCUCCGCCUCAGCGACAAUGCCAGGGCUCGCGAAGCCUUGAGGCAGUGCUUGCCCGAACCGCUUCGAGACGCCACCUUUUCGUCUGUCCUCAGGGACGAUGCUGCCACCAAGAGAUGUCUCGCGCAGCUCCUCAUCAACCUCUCCGACAAUGUAGUCGAUCCAGGGUCCCAAGGAGUCUCCAAUAUGUGA